Messenger RNA from Metarhizium brunneum ARSEF 3297, 378 nucleotides. RefSeq names its product 2-iminobutanoate/2-iminopropanoate deaminase (gene yabJ). Gene Ontology annotation, cellular component: mitochondrion; cytosol. The record is from RefSeq and is a predicted model, not a curated record. NCBI's taxonomy places the organism in Eukaryota, Fungi, Ascomycota, Sordariomycetes, Hypocreales, Clavicipitaceae. Gene Ontology annotation, molecular function: deaminase activity.
AUGGCGGACCAACAGAUUGUUUUCACCAAGGACGCCCCUUUCCCUGUCGGCCCUUACUCCCAGGCCAUCAAGACCCCCUCGGCCAUCUACUGCUCCGGCCAGAUUCCCCUCACUGCUGAGGGCACCUUGGUUGAGGGCUCCAUCGCCGACAAGACCAAGCAGUGCUGCCAGAACCUCGAGGCCGUCCUGAAGGAGGCUGGUUCUUCCAUCGCCAGGGUUGUCAAGUGCAACAUCUUCAUCUCUGAUAUGGCCCAUUUCGCCGAGAUGAACUCUGUCUACGAGAAAUGGUUCGCACACAAGCCUGCUCGCAGCUGCGUCGCCGUCAAGACCCUCCCCAAGAACGUUGAUGUCGAGAUUGAGGCCAUCGCCCUCCCUUAA